UUGCAAACAUUUAGCAGCAUAGCUGUUAAAAUGAUGUUAAAGAAGGAUAUGGAAUGUCUUUUACAUGCGUGUACUUUCUUUAAUUUUACGUAUCAUUAAAAUGACAUUUGAAAAACAAGAAAGAAAGAGAGAAAGAAAGAAAAAAGAAAUCGUAAAUGUUGAGUGUCAAUGGGGGUUAACUAAAGGAAAAUAAUUCUCCGAUAGAGAGUAAUCGUUCGUAAAAUAAAAGGCAUCCGAUAAAACUUUUCUUCGCGAGAGGUUUGAAAAAAAAGAACAAGAAGAACACAGGUGUCUCGUUUUUCGUUCGUAACUUUUAGUUUGAAUGUUUACAUAAAUGGGAUAUUGCGCGAAACACAAGUGCGAGAAAUAAAAAAGAAAUUAAAUAAGAUCUUAUAUUGGUCUUAGGCCCAGUGGGGUUACGUCGACGCAUGCGCUGUGACAUUAGUCGAUAGGAACAUAACUAGCGGCACAGGUCUCGGAGUCGACGUCUUAACCUCAAAAUAAAUAUUCGUUCUCCUUAGUUUUAUUACUUCGAGACGUCGACGUAAAUCAUUGUUGAAAAGUGCAGAGGAAAGAUUUUAUGGCUCGUCGUAUAGAAGAUUACGUACGUUUGGAAGAUGGGUCAUGGAUCAAGCCGUUCUGCUUCAUCUGCAAAUAUUCUAUCUGCAGACGAAUUAACAUUAGUGGACAAUAUUUUUAAAUCAAUGUCCAGAAGUUCGGGUUCUAUAAAACGUGAAGAUAUUUUUAAACAUUGGUCGAUGCACUUGGAUGACGUGCUUUUGCAAUUUGUCGUAAAAUUUCUUUGCCAUGAACCUGGCAAAAAGGUCUCCGCCAUAAAUGGAGAAAAUUUUGGUCGUUUAUAUGUUUUUGCGGUACGUGGAAGCGCAGCAGAACGUACUGAUUUGAUAUUUGAAGGAUUUUCCGAAGAGGAACAGAAAUUUGAAAUACCUACUGCUACGUUUCUGCAAUAUAUUCAAGCCACUAUUAAUUCUUAUUUAAGGCUGCAAAAAAAUGCUGCUAACUCCCAUUAUCUUUCAUGGAGUAAUAUUGGUUGUACUGUGAAUAAUAGACGUAUAAAUAUGCGUUCGCGAAGUUUGUGCGAAGAUAUUGUUAAAUAUGGUGAUGUGUUGACGGUCGAUCAAGUAGAAAAUUGGUUUGCUGCUGCUGCUACGUUUAAAACAAUUCAAUCACACGUUUUUCAGUGCCUUUUUCUAGUUUCUCAGAAGAAAGGAGAUAAGAAUACGAGUGCACGUAUUAAUGAUUUAAAUCUUUUACCUAUUUGUAAAGGUUUGGAAAAUAUUCCUCAUUUUCCAAGUAUUCUGGGGCUUGGCGACGUUUUGUUCCUAAAUCUGAGUUUACCUCAUGAACUCCGUAAAGAAUGGAGAUUUUUAUUUUCGAGUCAAGUACAUGGAGAAUCAUUUACCACCAUGCUAGGAAGAAUAACUAUGCAAGGUGCAACAAUUAUUAUAUUACAAGACACCGAUGAUCAUGUCUUUGGUGGUUUUGCACCAGAUAGUUGGAGAUUGGGACCAACUUUUAUAGGAAAUCAAGGCUGCUUCCUAUUCAAACUCGAGCCAGAUAUUUUAACAUUUUCUUCAACAGGCUACAAUAAUCAUUAUCAAUACUUGAAUCUUUACCAACAAACUAUGCCUAAUGGUUUGCUUAUGGGUGGACAAUUAAAUUAUCCAGGAUUAUGGUUAGAUUCUGAGUAUGGAACCGGUAAAUCAAGUAUAUCGUGCUCAACAUUUCAAAAUUAUUUGCAAUUAAGUGGUAAAGAAAAUUUUAGAAUCAAGCAUUGCGAAGUAUGGGGUGUUGGUCCAAUACCAACUGUAGAAGAAAAUAUACGAGAAAAUAAAUCUGUCUUAGAUCAAGAUCCAGCAGCUAAAGUAAUGAUGGAACUUCAAGGACGUAAAAUGUAUAGCGAAGGAAUCAGGGACAAAAAAGACUAAUAUCACGCUUAAAUAUUUAAAGAUUAUUGUAUAAGACUCAUGUUACUAUUAAUUAUAUUGUAUGAUCGUUCAUUGAAAUAUUUCAAUUCUAAUCGAAAUUUAUUGAGAAUUAAGUCAUUGAGAUUAUAUAUGUAUAUAUACGUAUGUAUGCAUAUAUAUAUAUAUAAAUAAUAUAUAUAACAAAAGAGAGAACUCUCUGGAUAUACUUAAAAGCAAAAAAAUAAAAUCUAAUAUAUUGAAAAUUUAGUUUUAUAUUUUACCGAUGAACAAUUUUAAUAGCGAAUUAAUUUAAGAAUGCAAAAAAGGAUUUACAUUUUAUAGAUCCUAUUAUAUAUAUAUAUAUGGUAAUGAAUCAGAAAUUCUUGUUAGCGGCAUCAGUUUAUGGAGAAUUUUAAUCAAAUUAAAUUAAUUAUUAGAUUGAUUAGUAAUCGUUUUUUGUCUAUUACAUCUAUAUUAUAUAUUAUCUAUACGUAUGAAUGUUCGAACGAUAUAGUGGUUAUACAUUAUAUAUGUUAACAUGUCAGAUUAAUUUAUAGAUUUUUUUUCUUUAUUGUUAAUUAUUUUAUCGAGUGUAUAACAAAGUAUCGUCAUCAGACGGCCUGAUCUCUUUUAAUAUACGUAUAUACAUAUAUAAUAUAUUUCCUAUACACACACACACACACACACACACACACACACACACAAAUAUAUAUAUAUACAUAUAUAUCAUUCGAAUAUUGUAUAAUAUGUAUAUUAAACACUACGUCUUGAUAUUGAGAGAUGUCAUAGAAUAUGCAGUGUAAUCUACAUGCCUAUCAUAUAGUGCCUGAUCGUUUGAAAUCAAUGAUCACGAAGGUGUGUUUCGUAACUACUAGUCAACGUAAAGAUUUCGUCGCAAAUUGCUAUUAUAUAUGUGUAUAUAUGUGUAUAUAUAUAUAUAUACACAUAUGUUUUAAAAAUGUAUAACAAAAAAAAAAAAAAAAAAAAAGAAAAAAGGAGAAACAGCUGUUUAUCGAUAUUAAAAGAUAAAUAAGAUUUAUCGCACUGUUAUUGAACGUAACGUGAAUUCAAUAAAGUACUGAAAAAGUGUAAA
Vespa mandarinia (Asian giant hornet) is the source of this 3021-nucleotide messenger RNA. Its product is annotated as MTOR-associated protein MEAK7. Gene Ontology annotation, cellular component: nucleus. Lineage: Eukaryota; Metazoa; Arthropoda; Insecta; Hymenoptera; Vespidae. The record is from RefSeq and is a predicted model, not a curated record. Gene Ontology annotation, biological process: response to oxidative stress.